Messenger RNA from Acanthopagrus latus (yellowfin seabream), 1572 nucleotides. Its product is annotated as UDP-glucuronosyltransferase 2B20-like. Gene Ontology annotation, molecular function: UDP-glycosyltransferase activity. Lineage: Eukaryota; Metazoa; Chordata; Actinopteri; Spariformes; Sparidae. The transcript has a single exon. The record is from RefSeq and is a predicted model, not a curated record. The coding region runs from base 97 to 1572 and encodes 491 amino acids.
UUUCUUCUCUUCUUUUCCAUCGUGUUUCUGUCAUGGAGAAUUGGUCAUGGAGGGAAGAUUUUGAUUGUUCCUUUAGAGGGAAGCCACUGGGUGAACAUGGACAUCUUGAUCAAAGCCCUCCACUCUCGAGGACACUCUGUUGAUGUGGUACGAACCAACAAAAGCUGGUACAUCAAGGACGACUCUCCGCACUACAAGACAAUCACAGUUCCCGUCACUGAAGCCUUUAAUCAUGACUUCAUUAACCCGAUCCUGGAGAGGAUCAUUGACACAGAAAGGGGAGGAAGCUCACUUUUGAGCUUUGCCAGUUUGCAGGUUGAGAUGUUUACUGCAAUGUUUAACAUACAUGGAAUAAUGUGCAAAAUGGCUACCAAGAUGUUUGAAGAUAAGGACUUAAUGAAUAGUUUAAAGGAGAGAGAGUAUGAUCUGGUCCUUACUGACCCAGCAUGGGGGGCAGGUAUAAUGUUGGCUCACGCUCUUAAACUACCUCUGGUCUAUAAUGUGCGAUGGGUAACUAGUGGAGAGGGGCAUUUAGCUGUUGCACCGUCUCCUUUAUCUUAUACUCCAAUGACUGGCUCCGGACUGUCAGACAAAAUGACUUUUAUGCAAAGAGUCAAAAAUCUAAUUUUCUAUGUCAUUUGGCAAGCUCAGGAUGUAUUUUUAAUUGACCCUCAGUAUCAAGCUGUUUGUGACAAGUUCUUUGGCCCAGAAGUCAGAUAUAGUGACCUUCUGAGGGGAGCAGACCUGUGGCUCAUGAGAGUGGACUUUGUGUUUGAGUUCCCUCGUCCCACCAUGCCUAAUGUUGUGUACAUGGGAGGGUUCCAGUGUAAACCUGCUGAACCUUUACCUGAACACCUGGAGGAGUUUGUGCAGAGUUCAGGAGAACAUGGAGUCAUCAUCAUGUCUUUGGGGACUUUUGUGAGUGAACUUCCUGCUGACAUGACAAAUGAGAUCGCUGCAGCUUUUGCAAAAUUGCCACAGAAAAUCAUCUGGAGAUAUAAAGGUGACAGACCAGCCAGUCUGGGCAACAACACCUUAAUAGUCGACUGGAUGCCACAGAAUGAUCUUUUAGGACAUCCAAAGAUAAAAUUAUUUGUGGCCCAUGGAGGAACAAAUGGACUUCAAGAAGCUAUUUAUCACGGAGUCCCAGUUGUGGGUCUGCCUAUUUUUUUUGACCAGUACGACAACCUGCUACGUUUGAAAGAGAGAGGAGGAGCUAAGAUUCUCACCCUCAACGCAGUGGACAAAGACGACAACUUCCUGAAGGCCAUACAGGAAGUCCUGAAUGAGCCCUCGUACAGGAUGAACAUGCAGAGACUGUCCAGGCUGCACAGAGACACACCGAUGAAGCCGAUGGAUACCGCCAUCUUCUGGAUAGAGUUCAUCAUGAGACACAAAGGUGCAGCUCACCUGAGAACAGAGUCCUACAGGCUGCCCUGGUAUUCCUACUACUCUGUGGAUGUAGUUCUGUCUUUUUUGGCGACUGUUGCAGCGAUUACUUUUCCCUCUCUGUUGUUUUUCAGAUGUGUAUGUCUUGAGAAAUGUUCGAAAAGAAAAGUUAAUAAAAAAUGA